Messenger RNA from Vicia faba (fava bean), 504 nucleotides. The record is from the annotation of a GenBank genome assembly. NCBI's taxonomy places the organism in Eukaryota, Viridiplantae, Streptophyta, Magnoliopsida, Fabales, Fabaceae.
AUGUGUGGAGAUGGAAUGCUGAUGAAUUCUCUAAUUGUGCCUCAUUGUUUGCUUUAUACUCUUAAAGUGCUGAAGUUUAAAAAAUUUGUUGGUCAUGUGCGUGGAUUAAGUAUUGCCAGAUAUAUUUUAGAAAAUGGUCAGGUAUUGGAGAGGAUUAAUUUUUACCUGUGUUCCAAGGAAGCUCAAGAGGAGGUACUUUCGUUUAAGAAAUGUUCUAGUUCAGUGAUUUUAGAAUUUUCAUCUGAGCUGUUUGAUUUAGUCAUUACUGUGAAUGGAAAGAAGGAGAAAAUAGCUUCAGGUUUGUUCAACCCCUUUCACUUCCACUUGAAGGUUGCUCAAGAUCAAAUGGCGAAGGUUGGUUAUUCAAUUGUUCUUGUGCCUGAGCACGAAAGCGAUGCCACAUGGUUUUCCAGAGGAACUAUUGAAAGGCUUCAUAAUUUUUCUGGCUCCGCCACUGGUUUGUAUGGUUCUGGGCAAAGUACUAUUGCUAAGAAGAUUUGUUGA